GAGAGAGAGAGAUAGACAGAGAGAGACAGAGCAGACAGACAGACAGACAGACAGAGAGAGAUAGGCAGAGAGAGACAGAGGCAGACAGAGGGAGAGAGAGAGAGAGAGAGAGAGAGGGGGAGGAUCAGUGGCUCCAUGGCGGGUCCGGUAGAGGAGAGUGUGCUGGAGGGGGAGCUGACCUGUCCUGUGUGCCUGGAUCUGUUCAGCGACCCACACCUGCUGGCGUGCGGGCACAACCUGUGCCUGGCGUGCGUGCGGGGGCUGCGGCGGCGGGCGGAGCGCGGAAGGUUCCGGUGCCCGGAGUGCCGGGAGAGCCUGCGCUGCGGCGGCCCCCUGCAGAAGAACUACCGGCUGGCCAACAUCGCCGAGGACUACCGGCGCCGGGGCCGCCCCUGCCGCCAGGCCCCGCCCCCGCCCCCCGUGCACUGCGACUACUGCUCCCCGGGGGCCGCCGCCCCCGCCGUCAAGACCUGCCUGCAGUGCGAGGUGUCCAUGUGCGCCGAGCACGUGCGGCCUCACCUGGAGCGGCCCGCCUUCCGCGAGCACCCGCUGACCGAGCCGCUGGGCGACGUGCGCGAGCGCAAGUGCGCGGCGCACGACGAGGCGUACCGCUACUACUGCCUGGACCAGCGCGUGUUCGUCUGCAACGCCUGCACCAUCGAGGGCCAGCACGCCGGGCACACCAUCAAGACCCUGAAGAACACCAUGAAAGACCUGAAGGAGUCUCUGCAGGUGCAGGGGCAGAGGUUGAGCAGGAAGGUUUCUCGCACAGAGAGAUUUCUGCAGCAGCGUGCCGAUGCUGAGCGUGACAGCCAGCGGUUUGUGGAGGGUGCGGAGCAGCAUUUGAGAGUGGUGGGGGAGCAGCUGCAGGUGCAGCUGGGUGGGUUUCUCUCAGCUCUGCGGGAGUGUGUGCGGGCCCACAGCGGGGCGGGGCCGGGGGCGGAGCUACAGCUGAGUUUCAGCAGGAUCACUGAGGACCGGGCCCAUCUACAGCAGGCUCAGACCAGCCUGCAGGCCCUCCUGCAGGAGAACGACCCCUUCCACUUCCUGCAGGAGUACCAUUCAACGGAGAAAAAGGUGCGAAAAGCUCUGAAGAGGCCACUGUUCUCUCCAGGCAGUCUGUGUUUGGAAACAGAGGCACUUGCUGAGAUCAUGGAGGCCAAGCUGGAGGAGUUUCAGACUGAAUUCAGACUUCAGAUCACUGAGCUCAUCCAGACUGUCUGUGUGGAUAACAAUGGAGAGGAGGAGGAAGAAGAGGGACGAGAGGAAGAAGUGGAGGAGGAAGAUGAGGAUGAGAGUAGUGAGAGUGAUGAUGAUGAAGAUGGUGACCAUGACGAUGAGGACGAUGAGAUAAGAAGUGAGGGGGAUGAAGAGGAUGAUCAUAGCGAGUCUGCUGAUGACUUGUACAACCCUGAGGAAGAGGAGGAAGAGGAAGAUGUCUCCUCUGACUAAUGGGGCUCCAGUGUACAGUAGCCCCACACAGGCCUGAUUAGUUCAGUUUAACAACAUUUACUGGGAUCAGGACGUACUUACAUCUGUCAAUCAUCUUUUGCUCCUAUUAAAAUGAUGUUAUUGAGGUUGUUGGAAUUGUGUGGUUGCUAUUAAAACUUUGGAUCUUU
This is a messenger RNA of Anguilla anguilla (European eel), 1619 nucleotides long. RefSeq lists its product as uncharacterized. Gene Ontology annotation, molecular function: zinc ion binding. The record is from RefSeq and is a predicted model, not a curated record. The coding region runs from base 136 to 1452 and encodes 438 amino acids. Lineage: Eukaryota; Metazoa; Chordata; Actinopteri; Anguilliformes; Anguillidae. The transcript is spliced from 6 exons.